Messenger RNA from Aplysia californica (California sea hare), 3206 nucleotides. RefSeq names its product transcription factor 21. The record is from RefSeq and is a predicted model, not a curated record. Gene Ontology annotation, biological process: regulation of transcription by RNA polymerase II; developmental process. Gene Ontology annotation, molecular function: DNA-binding transcription factor activity, RNA polymerase II-specific; RNA polymerase II transcription regulatory region sequence-specific DNA binding; protein dimerization activity. Bases 890 to 1399 code for a protein of 169 amino acids. Lineage: Eukaryota; Metazoa; Mollusca; Gastropoda; Aplysiida; Aplysiidae. The transcript is spliced from 3 exons.
AGGAAAAUUGGAAUUCAAAGACAGGAAAGUGAAAUCACUGACUUCAUCGUAUUGAAGGACAAUGAGUCGUGGCGUCACUGAAGCGGUAAUGUUGACAACUUACUACUCACCUGAAGCGACGUGUGCGUGAGAACGUGGAUCUGUGACGCCGGUAUUGUUGUGGAUGAAGGUUAAGGAGCUUGGAUUCAGUUUUGUGAACAUCGUCCUUGCGUGGAUGAUCCCAUGACUACAGAGUAAAAGCACCGUUCGUCAUCAUCAUCAUCGUCGUCGCUUUCACUGCCUUUCUCACUCUCUCAGUCUUAGGGUGAAAAUGACGAAGAAGCAGUAGUAAGAGAGUUCGCAAACGUGUUAUUGUUUAUUUUCGACACAAACACAACACAGUAUACAUGCAACAUCCAUACUGUCAUAUGUUCUAGCAUACAAAAAAAAAAAAGAAGAAGAAAAGUGUUGAAUAGGCGAACUAAUUCAACAAUAAAAUUGAAAAAAAAGCAAAAAAACAGUGGAAUUAUUUGUGACUAGACGUAGGUUGUUAAUGUGAGUCCUUUCCUACAGCAGUCACGAUAUCGAUGUUAUUGAAAUUGGUAAGACUUGUGUAAACUUUUGAAUGAACUAAGAUAAGAUAAGAUAAGAUACGAUAAGAUAAGAUAAUACUUUAUUACAAUUACUGGUAUGGCGCCUGAACAACCUAUUUUCUUCAAUUCUGCAUCAUGAUAAAACACCCUGAGUAUAACACGAGGACCAGCUACAUGACAGUAUGAGUGAUUCGAGGAACUUUCUACUCUAGUCAUGAAAAGGUCUUUCACUGGUCUCUUCGUUUGAAGUCCAGAGGAUUAUUUCGAGAGAGAGAAAAGAGAACAGUUUCGGGAAAACAGAAGGAAAAAAAAAGAAGAUGCCAAGGAAGAGAAAAGAGGACCUGGAGCGAGAUAUGGCAGACGGGAAACUCCACAAACCUCAACAGAGGCACGCGGCAAACGCCAGGGAGAGAUCCAGGAUGAGAGUACUCAGCAAAGCCUUUUCCAGAUUGAAGACAACGUUACCCUGGGUCCCCCCCGACACGAAGCUGUCCAAGCUGGACACUCUGAGACUGGCGUCCAGCUACAUCGCUCACCUCAAACAAAUUCUGGAACACGAGGAAAACGUGCACAGUGCCGGAUACAUACACCCACUAAAUCUGACCUGGCCCUUCACGUUCAACGGCCGGACGUUUGGCAGUUCCCACAACUCUCCCUCCGCGCUCACCAGCAGCCACGACAACAUCAACGCAAACGGUGACAGCAACUGCAGUAGUAGCAGCAGCAGCAGCAGCAACAACAAAGGAAGCAGCUGCCUUGUUGACAGAUCGUCCUCCGAAGACAGAAGACAUACAAAUAUGGCUGCUCAUCUGUUUCCAUCAAAUUGACGCUUGCAAGGGCAAAGACUCUUCGGUAUUCACAAGGUUCCCGGUAGCCUACGUCGUAAUUCGUCUUUUUCGGACGAAUAUAAAAGGAUUGGCCCAUAUUGCCAAUGUGAUAUCGCUACUGACUGACGGCAGUUCAAUACAUGCAGUUUGGAUUCCUCAACAAGCAGCCGGCCAUUGAGUCAUUGUGGGGUUGUUACGGCUCUCCUUGGUACUUUUUCCAAGUCAAACGAGAAAGUAAAGUCGACUCCUGUGUGUUGAGACAGCAGUUCAUCCAAUUAAUACCCUUCUGGUAUGUAAUUACGAUAGAGCUCCUGAACUCUAAUGCAAGUGCAACCGCUCCGUCAUUGCUGAUUACAAUCUAUGGGGAUGAAACCGAGCUGGCUAGUAAAUCCCCCCCCCCCCCCUUUACACACACACCCAAACUGUAUUGAAUUCAUAAUAACUUCAUAUCAUACCAAAGGAAGUCGUUUCCAAAAAUCAUCAAGACAUUUUUUUGGGAGAAUUUUGGAUCACGAAAAAGGAAAUGCUCAGGAUAGAACGGUCUCAUACGCCCUGGAAGCAGUGUAUUUCAUUUGAUUGUUCCAUUCUUUUUAAAAUCAAAAUUGGUUUAUGUCUUUAUCUUCAAAAGCCUUUCAAUCUGUGCGAUGUGCUUUCAUUAUAUUCUUUAAAGAUCCACCAGUGUCUCAGUGAAUGAAACUGUUGUAUCAUUCUUGCAGUUUUGAUUUCUAAGUGACAAACAAGUUUAUGAAUGACAAUGCCUUGAUUAAAAAAAAAUAUAUUGACAACGACCCUUACGCAGUGCCUAUCUCGUAACAAUGCAUUAUUGUGUUUGAUUAUUAUUGACUGGUACGCUCUUCGACGACUCAUGCGAUGUGUGAAAAGACAUAGACUUUCGCCAUUGCUUGCAGAAGACCUGACUUUGAUUUUCGCUGAUGGAAGUAAUUUUAUCGAGUAUUUCUGCCUGCCUGUCUGCUGCGAUGAUGUGCGCCUUCCACCCACCCCCUGUUGGCCCCACAUAACAGGUUCAGAGGAACAAACGACCCGAACUUAUUUUUAUCUGUGUCAAUGGGGAUAUAAAACAUUUUGCAACCAUUCAUAAUCAUUUUUACUUUGUGAAAUAUGGAUGUCUAAUUAUUCGCAACUUUCAUGUUCUUAAUCCAUUUUGAAACGGAAUAUUUAUUUACAAAUAUUGUGUUUAUAAACUACGGCUUUUUAAAAACAACGAAGGUCUAAAGAAUGUUUUACACUUUAUAAUAUAAAUGACCACAUAUAUUACUUCAUCUCAAUAAAAAGCGAAAUCAUACUAUUGUGUAACAAAUGUUGGCGACCAGUUUGAAAGGACACAUACUCUUAUAAGAUUUUGGCUCUGGUAUUGGAGCUUAGAGAGUAAUUCAAAUGAAUGAAGAUUUGAAAGUGACAUUUUUAUACACAUGUGUUUAUAGUGCUCUUCAAUACAGGGCCACUUUCGGUGUUCUUUGUCAUAAUUUCUUUCAUAGUUGCGUUUUACAAAUAGGACUGUCAUUUAAAGGGGUGCUUAUUAGUUGGCUAUUUAAUGCAAAUAUGUUUUCACUUUAGUUCUGGUUCGCUAUGCAUGUGCAAAGAUAUUGUGUGCUGCACACUGAACAAUACCUUCCUCAUAAAUAAUAAAAGUAUUUUAUUUCACUGCCAAAAGAAUUAAUGACAUCAUUAAACUUUUAUCCUAUUUACAACGAUUUUUAUGAUAUCUGUUGUUCAACUUAUGAAAUUUUAAGUCCGGACAAUACAUUGUGACAAAGCAAUUUCAAGAAUUCACGUCUACAUGACGUCG